Callorhinchus milii (elephant shark) is the source of this 3034-nucleotide messenger RNA. RefSeq names its product complexin-1. The coding region runs from base 210 to 611 and encodes 133 amino acids. Gene Ontology annotation, cellular component: terminal bouton; SNARE complex. The record is from RefSeq and is a predicted model, not a curated record. Gene Ontology annotation, molecular function: syntaxin binding. NCBI's taxonomy places the organism in Eukaryota, Metazoa, Chordata, Chondrichthyes, Chimaeriformes, Callorhinchidae. The transcript is spliced from 4 exons. Gene Ontology annotation, biological process: regulation of neurotransmitter secretion; neurotransmitter transport; synaptic vesicle exocytosis.
UUAUUUUUAGUGUGAGUGCAGAGCCGCGAUGUGCCAGUGUUGCUGAGACACGGGAGGUGCAGGAGCCGGAGCUGUUUUUUUCAGCACUCACACAUCCCUCCACUCUCACUCAACGUGUAGAUCGGGUGCUCAAUAUCUGAAGCAAUAUCUUUGCAAGAUCUGAAUGUAACAACUGAACUUGAAGGCAGAAAAAAACACCAGAGACCAUCAUGGACUUUGUUAUGAAGCAAGCUUUAGGAGGGGCGACCAAAGACAUGGGGAAAAUGUUGGGUGGGGAUGAAGAGAAAGAUCCUGAUGCCGAUAAAAAGGAGGAAGAAAGACUAGAAGCUAUUCGACAGGAAGAAGAAGAGCGUGCAGGAAAAUAUGCCAAAAUUGAGGCUGAGAGGGAAAUAAUGCGACAAGGAAUACGUGACAAGUAUGGAAUAAAAAAGAGAGAAGAGCAGGAAGCUGAAGCCCAGGCUGCAAUGGAAGCACAAGCAGAAGGAAGUCUGACACGUCCCAAGAAAGCUAUACCAGCUGGAUGUGGAGAUGAAGAGGAGGAAGAGGAGAGCAUUCUGGACACUGUCUUAAAAUAUCUUCCAGGUCCUCUUCAGGACAUGUUCAAAAAGUAACACACAGUCUUCGUCCUGUGAGAUAACUUUUUGUUUUGUUGCUAAAUGUAACCAAUUCUCAUUAUAAAAUGGGAAUUUAUUAUCUUCAUUCCAGCUAAUUCUGAUUUAACAACCCAUCUCUUCCUGUAUAGUGGCAUGAAAUCCUCAUUGCAACAGAACAGCCAGGAGAAUUUUGUGUAGCAGUCUAGAAAUAAUCUAAUCUGAUAAGCCAUGUUUAUAGUUAAAUAAAAUCUAGAUUAUUUAAUAGCGAAAAGAAAAAACUUGUACCUUUUUAUCAAUAUGUGACCAGUUCUGCCCUGCAGAGCUUUUCAGACUUCUUGUUACAUCGAUAUAAAUACCUGUUAUUCAUCAUACUUACUAGUUAAAUGAUAAUGCAUAUUACUGCAUCAGGUCACAGCACUGGGUCAUGUCUACAAAGUAGUGCUAAUUUAUGGAGCACUGGAAGUGAAUUCAGUCGUUAAUUACUCUGUUAAAAUCAAUGUAUGGUGAUUUUCUUAUUUUGGACAGAGCCACUAAAAGAGCCCAGUGUUUUCUUAUGUAAGUGUGUGUUAUACAUCCAUUGGUUUCCUCCUUAAGGUUUGUGAGACAUAUUUUCUAUACAUUCUUGUUAGUUACCACACAGUUUUAUUAACACUAUAUGGAUGCUGACUAGUAGACAGAGACUUCAUGAAUCUAAACAUUGCAACAUGAUAUCUAAGCUCUGAAGAGUAUUUAAUUAAAUCUUUACUUUGGUAAUUCAUUAAAGGAUUGUGCAAUAACAGACAAUAGGUAUUAUUGUUGCACUGCCCUCCUUCCAAGGGAGUUUGACAUUGGAUGAGCCAAGUACUCAUCACUUGCUGCAUCUCAUGAACACAGGGGACUAGUUUUAAUCUUACCGAUUAAUAUCCCCAUCACCAAACAGGAAAUGUUUUGCCAGUUUAACAGGUGAAUUUAAAUCCCUGCAUUUGAUAAUGCAAAAGAAUAAUAUGUAUUCUUCAUUUGUAUAUGUUUCUGGGGCCCCAGUUUUACUGCAGAAGCUAUGGACCUUACAACAUUUUAUCUUAUGUUAAAGAUCAGAAUUAUAUUUUAAAUAAAAUCGCAAUGCAGCCUAAAACUCAGUCAUUUGCAGAAGAUCAUUGUAAACCAUUGUUUGUCAUCAGUUUAGGGAAAGUACAAAUGAUUUCUUCAUGAAAUACAAACCAAGGUCUGGAAUAGGUUUGCCAGGAGUAAAGUAGUUCAUCAUCCCAUCACAUUCAGGCUGCAAACAUUCAGAUCUGUGGAAAGUAUCAAAGCUGGGAACCAGCUGGUCUGGUUAGCCCCAUUUCGCAGCCAUUUGACAACUGUCAACAAAAGACAGAGCACAAUAAUUGGUGGUGUGAAAAUGAAAUGUUGUAGCCAAAAUACUUUUGCUAUAAGUUCAACUUUUUUUCAGGAUGUUCUACAUGUCUUAUUUGUCACAGAUUAGGUCAUUGUUGUCUGUCAAAGUAUAUAGUGAAACCUACUGUCAAAAUUGUAAAUAGUUAAAAUAUAUUCAAAACAAUUAAGCCAUUUAAAAUUAAUAUGAGGAAUAGAUCAAAUUGCUGGAUAUGGGACAAUCCCAUGAUAACUAUCACUGUGAAAUUCCAAGCAGCAUGGUGAAGUAUUUGUCAUUGAUGGAUAUUAUGAUCUGUUUCAAUAGAUAAAACCGCUGUAUCUUCAGUACUGUAUUUUCCUCAUACCACAUCAUUUAGUACAAUAUUGUUAGUUACACUAUUAGUUUCAUCAACAAGGGAAAUUCAUCAGUAGCUGGAAUUAUUUUGCUAGGACAAAAUGCCAUAUUUCGUCUGGAACUCUCAGAUGAAACUGUGUUUUCACUGUUGAGUGGAAGGUUAGAUGCACAUGUUAUGAAAACCCAAAGAGGUGUACAUCAGCCAGAAAGUUAUUAAUGCCGGUUACUGACUCACAAUAGAACUGUUCUGGGUGUUGGGAUCCAUAUGUUACUCUCCUUAGGGAAAAGUGAAGAUACACGUUUUCCUGUGGAAAUAUUAGCAUUUCUGCAGCUAUUCAUCUGGGAGAUAAUUCCCCACGGGCUCUGUGACUGACAGCAUGUUUGUGUUCGCUUAGGGACUCUGCAAUACCCAGUGUGCUCGCUGGCCUGUCACUUGACAUGGAUCCCUUGCAUUACCCGCUCCCCGGUGCAGAUCAGGCCACUGCCACAGAUUUAUCUUUCAAAACAACAGAUGUCAUUCCAAAUAAAGAGUGAAAACACGAUCUAUGUAAGCAAAGUACCUGAUUUGUAUUUUAGUUUGAAUUAAACCAAAGAUAAAGUCGCUCCAUAAUUAUGAUUUAUCAGGUGUUCUGGUUUGACACUAAGUUGACAUUUAUGGUUGGUGAGAGAAAGGAAAUCAUUUUAAGCAAAAGGCAAAAUACUGCAGAUGCUGGAAAUCUGAAAUAAAAACAGAAGU